AUGGCCCAAGCUGCUGAAACAGCCGGUUUGUCAGUCGAUUCCAAAACCUCCAGUUCCUCUUUAGACCCCUCCUUGCGCCACUUCGCUGACCCCACGUUCGACCCCGUUGAUUUCCUAAACGAUUCUCUUCCUCCUCUCGCAAGGCAGUCCGAGACCACCCGAGAUUCUCGUGCAGCUUCGGUAGCCGAUCUUUCCUCCCAAACCCAGUCACUUUUGUCCCAAUUAAGCGCGCAAAAUGCUAGACUAUCGAAUACAUUGACGCAACUUACCGAUGAGAUACUGAGGAGUGGAGGACGACUGGCAUAUGAGGUGGAAGUAUUGCGUGGAGACACCAUAGGACUAUCAGAUACGUUGUCUGAAGUGUUACACGAUGAUAUCCAGAAAUUUGCUCCCGAGGGGCUACUUGCACGGCUAAGAAAUGAUGAACUAGAACGAGAGCAUCCCGUGGAGGAAUCGGCGGACCUAGAUUCAAAACCACAGCCUGGGAAAGCAGACACAGAUCCCGAAUACAUCCGUGACUUACGUACGCUAAGUCAGGUCAGGGCAAAACUUGAGGAUGUGAUUCACACUUUUGGAGAAGCAAUGGAGUGGCCAUUGCCUCCUUCAGAAGUAUCACUUGCUUCCUCAUUUAUCUCUGUCCCAGCUCCUGAACCCGGCCCUGAAAGCAACAGCCGUGAAGAAAAGGGCCGUGAAGUGGCAAGGAGACUGAAAAACGAAGUGGUAGAACUUCUUGACAGUAACGGUGGAGGCCAAGCUGGACUGGAAGCUGCUAGUCGACGCGUGGAAUCCUUGCGACAGCUGGCCACCGUGUGGAAAGGCACUAUAGAGGAAAAAGCGCGCCUAAAAUUCGUCGACAGCUUGGCUAAACUUGUGGAAGAAAGACGGAAGCUUCUUGAUAACCAAUCGAAAGCUAGGGAUAGCAAAAGCUCCAGGCAAGGAACUAAAUCGCCGGCUACAUUGAACAGGCAGUCCUCAGAUUACAAUAGAGGAGCCAGCCAAGAGAGCAGCGCUGGAGGUCUAUUUCGAAAUUUACAGCGGUUACGCGACGAGAUAUACCUUGAGUAG
Coccidioides posadasii C735 delta SOWgp is the source of this 1065-nucleotide messenger RNA. RefSeq lists its product as uncharacterized. Lineage: Eukaryota; Fungi; Ascomycota; Eurotiomycetes; Onygenales; Onygenaceae. The record is from RefSeq and is a predicted model, not a curated record.